CGCGUAGGCAUUGCAAAUCGAUUUAAGGUAGUUCUUUUUUUUCGGUGUGGAUCCAAAAUGUAUCAGCUUUCCUUUCCAGCCAUGACCCCUUGUCUCUGAGGUUGGAUAUGGGUAAAUUCUCGUGCUGAUAUCAUUUCGGUGUGGGAGAUGGUAUUACGUGACAGUCGUUAAAAAACAUAGGAUGCAUUCCGCGUCAAAUUUCCCCCAGCGGCGGUUCAGUAUGUAUUAGCUUGUGUCCGCGCGGCUUGGUUCGUGUUGUUUGGUUUUCAGUAGUAGUUGGUAGGGUUUGAGUGCUCGAGAAUGGCGGCGGCUCUAGUUGCGAUGGGGCAGGCUAGCCAGUCCGUGGACAUCGCCACCCCUCGGACGCUACGCCGCCAGAUGUCCUGGCCGUUCAAGAGCAGAUCCCCAAACUGGAAGGACUUCGACCGCGACCUUACCGAAGAGUGGCGGCGAGCCGAGUUCUCCCUUCACAAGAAGCGAGUCAUCAUCAACGUUAGUGGUCUACGAUUCGAGACGCAGCUAGAAACUCUCAGCAGAUUUCCAGACACGCUUCUGGGCAAUCCGGACAAGCUCUCGAAGUACUACGACCCCGUCCGGAUGGAGUACUUUUUCGACCGCCAUCGACCAAGCGCCGAAGCCAUACUUACAUACUACCAAACGGGCGGGGUGCUGAAGAGACCCAUGGAAGCCCCCGUGGAUGUUUUCACCGACGAGCUUCGCUUCUUCGAGAUGGGGGAAGAUAACAUUGUCAGCUUUCGCUACGAGGAAGGCUACGUGAAGAAGCAACCAGUCCACAAGCCAAAGGGUGACUUACGGAAAAAGAUCUGGCGGAUCACAGAAGACCCGAAAAGUUCCUGGAUCGCUAAGCACUUCUCCUACACGUCUGUGUUCUUCAUACUUCUCUCUACAUGUGUGGCGUCGCUAGAAACUCUCUCGGAUUACAUAGGAGAGCUAUCGAUGGAGGAUAGUCGAUUCACAAACCCAUUUUUCAUUCUAGAAAUCGGAGUAACCGUUUGGUUUGUUAUUGAGAUUGCUCUUCGCUUGACGGGUAUUGUGAAUAAGAGGGCGUACGGACGUUCAUGUCUUGGUGUGUUAGACAUCAUGUCCAUACUACCUCUCUUUUUUAACGUUAUCGCUAUGUUGGCCAUACGAGAUGCGCAAACACUACACACCGUCCUCCGAUGCACGCGGAUGAUUCGCGCUCUUAGGAUCCUGAAACUUUCCCGACACUCCAGAGGUUUGAAACUCAUGGGGAAAACUUUGGCCGGAAGCCUGAGCGACAUCGCCAUGUUGUUAGGCUUCAUGGCUAUACUCAUCGUCCUCUUCGCGGCGGGGAUUUUCUUCGCGGAAGAGUCUGAUCCUGACUCUCACUUCCACAGCAUCCCCGAGGCGUUCUGGUGGGCUCUGGUGACGAUGGUGACUCUAGGGUACGGGGACAUGUACCCGCAGACGCCCGGCGGGAAGUUCGUCGGGUCCGUGUGCGCUGUCGCCGGCAUCCUGACUGUCGCGCUGCCGGUCCCUGUCAUCGUGACAAACUUUGACACCAUGUACAACCUACGGGAGGACGAACCAACUGAGGAGGACAAGGAAGAUUGAUUCACAUGUUAAGGUUAAAUUAAAAUCCUUCCCGUACCAGAUGGUGCAUACGGCGACGCCCAUCUCCGCUUCAAUAGCCCUUAUGCCACACAAAUUUGUUCAAUCACUACAGCACAGGUAGUGGUCUGUGUG
Molecule: messenger RNA, 1728 nt
Organism: Branchiostoma floridae (Florida lancelet)
Lineage: Eukaryota; Metazoa; Chordata; Leptocardii; Amphioxiformes; Branchiostomatidae
Product: potassium voltage-gated channel subfamily A member 1-like
Exons: 1
Coding region: 301-1596 (431 amino acids)
Biological process (GO): protein homooligomerization; potassium ion transmembrane transport
Cellular component (GO): voltage-gated potassium channel complex; membrane
Molecular function (GO): delayed rectifier potassium channel activity; protein binding
Source: RefSeq, a predicted model, not a curated record